GGAGCACACAGCCCCAUGGCUCCCGACCCCAGCAGCCGCCGCCGCGGCCACCACGGCCUCCUGCUGCUUGCCUGCUGCCUCUCGGCCGCCCAGGCUGACCUGCUGUCCUGGCUAUGGCCCGGGAACAGUGUCCAGCCCACAGCUGCACCAGCCUCCAAGACCCCGGGCAGCUCACCUGUGUGGCCCACAGAGGAUACCACCACGCAUGUGGCCCCCCGGGAUGCUCCCACCGACUGGUGGAAAGUCUCUGCCAGCCCCACAACCCCUCUGCAGAGGCCGGAGGCAGGGCAGGGCCAGAGCCUUGCUGGCCCCACGGCCUCCACCGCGAGCCUGGACCUGAAGGAGGAGAACAUCGCCGGCGUCGGAGCCAAGAUCCUGAAUGUGGCUCAGGGCAUCCGGAGCUUCGUCCAGCUGUGGGACGACACUAAGGACACCACCCCUGCCGAGAGCUCUGCCAGGGCAGGGACGCCAGCCCCCACGACCCCCACAGACCCCCUUUCUACCGCCCCGGCCAAGGGCUCCGCCAGGGCAGGGAUGCCGCCCCCCACGGACACCACGGACCCCCUCUCCACCCCUGGACCCUCCAGCACCCCCCAGGACAGCGGGACCACCCUCCAGCCGAGCACCGGGGCCCUGAGCUCUCCAGACACCCAGAGGACCGAGGCCGGCACCCUGCCAGUGCCCACCCAGCUGCCGCCCUCCCUGGGCAGACCCUGGUUCAGGGAGUCCUUGGUACUGCUUACCCCAGGUAGAUUUUCUCUUUCCUUCGGGCCGACCCGGGGGCCUCCCCGGGGACACCAGCUGCCCCUCGGGCGGCCCCUGCAGCUGGACGGUGAAGGAUUCUUGCUUGCGGCAGCCCAUCCCGGCCACCAACACCCUGACGACCGCCGGCCCACGCCGCCUCUACCUCCCCUGGUGACGGGUUCCCUGGGCAGGCACACUGCCCUCUGGGCUCUCUCCUCUGACUCCCCUGCCAAGCUGUCUCACGUUGCAAUCUCGGCUCUAACUGUGGACAAUGGUGCUUGGUCUCCCCACGUGGCUAAUUCUGCGGGGCCUGGUCUUGCUAACAAGUCCACACUGCUUGGGGCUGGUGAGCCGGCUGCCACUGGGCAGCCUGUCCCCACCACCGCUGGCCGCUGCCUGCCCCUGCCACCCUCCCUGGCCCUCUGUGGCCACCUGGGCAUCAGGCACUCCUGGUGGCCCAACCACCUCCGCCACGCAAGUCGGGAGGAGGUGCAGGCCUCGGUCCCAGCCUGGGGGCCGCUGCUCCGGACCCAUUGCCACCGCUUCCUGGCCUGGUUCUUCUGCCUGCUGCUGGCGCCCCCCUGCGGGCCCGGCCUGGCACCCGGCCCACCACCCUGUCGCCAGUUCUGCGAGGCCCUGGAGGACGCAUGCUGGAGCCGCCUGGACGGGCGCGGGCUGCCACUCCUCUGUGCCUCGCUCCCGGCCCGCGAGGACGGGCACUGCGUGUUCAUAGGGCCACCGGCAGAGGGCGAGGUCAUGGAGGUGGGGCUCCAGCAGCUGCUCGGGGAGCCCCCGCCCUGGCAGGUGGCCGUCGUGCACGACCCCGACGUGGGGCCCGCCUAUGAGUUCGGCGAGGACGGCAGCGGUGGAGGCCAGGCGGCCCGGGGCUUCCUGCCCAGCGCGUUCUUCCAGGACUUCUCGCUGCUGGUGCGUGUGCGGCCGGCCUCGGCGCGCGCCGGCGUACUCUUUGCGGUCACAGACCCGGCGCAGGCGGUGGUCUCGGUGGGCGUGAAGCUGACGGCGGCGCGUGGGGGGCGGCAGCACAUGCAGCUGUUGUACACGGAGCCCGGAGACACCCACACGCGCACAGCCGCCAGCUUCGAGCUGCCCGCGCUGGAUGGUCGCUGGACACGCCUGGCGCUCAGUGUGGAUGGCGCCUACGCCAGGCUCUUUGUGGACUGUAAGGAGGUCCAGGGCCAGCCCCUGGCGCACUCGCUGCACGACCUGCACCUGGAGCCGGAUGCCCGCCUCUUCGUGGCCCAGGCCGGCGGAGCAGACCCUGAAAAGUACCAGGGUCUGAUCUCAGAGCUGAGGUUGCGCAGGGAUCCUCGGGUGAGCCCCCGGCACUGCCAGGACGAGGAUGAGGACGACGAUGAUGAUGGGGCAUCCGGAGACCUGGGCAGCGGGCUCGUGGAGACCCAGGAGCAUCUCCGGGAGGAGUUGGGCGCGUCCCUGGGACCCAGGCUCCCCGAGGCUCCUCCAGUCACUUCUCCACCCUUGGCCGGAGUCGGCAACGAGGAGGAUUUAAGAACUGAGGAAGUAGAGGAGUCAACCACGGUGUCUUCGUUAGGAGCUCAGACCCUCCCCAGCUUGGGCACGGUCAGCAUGUGGGACAAGAGUGUUUGGAGCCCUGGGAGCAGCAUGAAAGAGCGAGGCCUGAAGGGGCAGAAGGGAGAGCCCGGCGCUCAGGGCCCCCCCGGCCCCAUCGGCCCCCAGGGUCCUGCAGGCCCAGCCAUAGAGAGCCACGAGGGACAGCCUGUUUCCGGACCACAGGGACCCCCUGGGCCCCCGGGACCCCCGGGGAAGGACGGCACCCCUGGAAGGGACGGUGAGCCCGGCGAUCCUGGCGAAGACGGGAAGCCCGGGGACACUGGGCCACAGGGCUUCCCAGGAACCCCAGGAGACGUAGGCCCCAAGGGCGAGAAGGGGGAUCCUGGAGUUGGACCGAGGGGACCCCCAGGACCCCAGGGGCCCCCGGGGCCCCCAGGGCCCUCCUUCAAACCCGACAGGCUGACCUUCAUCGACAUGGAGGGCUCCGGUUUUGGCGGCGACCUGGAGAGCCUCCGCGGCCCUCGUGGCUUCCCUGGCCCCCCGGGGCCCCCUGGCGUCCCAGGCCUGCCGGGAGAGCCAGGCCGCUUCGGGAUGAACAGCUCGGACGUCCCUGGACCCGCAGGCCUACCCGGCGUGCCUGGGAGGGAUGGGCCGCCUGGGCUUCCGGGGCCCCCGGGACCCCCAGGUACUCCAGGAAAAGACGGACAACCAGGACUGACUGGACAGAAAGGCAGCCUCGGUGAGGCGGGCGCCCCAGGACCCAAGGGAAGCAAGGGAGACCCUGGCCCCAUCGGUGCUCCUGGGGAGCACGGCCUGGCAGGAGCUCCCGGACCCGCAGGCCCGCCAGGGCCACCUGGCCCCCCCGGGCCCCCAGGCCCAGGAUUCGGCGCGGGAUUUGACGACAUGGAAGGCUCCGGGAACGUCUUCUGGUCAACAGCCCGAGGUGCUGAUGGGCUGCAGGGACCGCCUGGAAUGCCCGGAGUCAAGGGGGAUCCUGGAGCCGUGGGGCCACCAGGGAGCAAGGGAGAAGUUGGAGCAGAUGGAGCACCUGGGCUCCCCGGCCUCCCGGGCGGAGAGGGUGCAGCUGGACCCCAGGGACCAAAAGGAGAAAAAGGGACUCGGGGAGAGAAAGGAGACCCAGGGAAGGAUGGAGUGGGGCAGCCAGGACUCCCGGGACCCCCCGGACCCCCAGGGCCUGUUGUCUACGUGUCGGAGCAGGACAGAGUGCUGGCGAGCGUGCCAGGCCCCGAGGGCCGCGCGGGCUUUGCAGGCUUCCCUGGACCAGCCGGGCCAAAGGGGGACCUGGGCGCCAAAGGCCAGCAGGGCAUCCCGGGACCCAAGGGUGAGAAGGGAGAGCCGGGUACGUUCUUCGGCCCCGAUGGCAGAGCACUGACCCCCGCCCAGAAAGGAGCCAAGGGUGAGCCAGGCUUCCGAGGACCCCCGGGUCCAUACGGGCGGCCCGGGCACAAGGGAGAGAUCGGAUUCCCUGGACGGCCGGGGCGUCCCGGGAUGAAUGGACUGAAAGGGGAGAAGGGGGAGCCGGGGGACGCCAGCGUGGGAUUCGGCAUGAGGGGUCCACCUGGCCCACCUGGGCCUCCGGGGCCCCCAGGCCCUCCUGGGACUCCUGUCUACGACAGCAACGCAUUUGUGGACUCUGGCCGCCCUGGACCCCCGGGAUUGCCAGGGCAUCAGGGGCCUUCUGGACCCAAGGGUGACAAAGGAGACGUGGGCCCGCCUGGACCACCAGGGCAGUUCCCGUUCGACCUCCUCCAGCUGGGUGCCGAGAUGAAGGGGGAGAAGGGGGACCGAGGGGCCGCUGGGCAGAAAGGAGAAAGGGGUGAGCCCGGGGGCGGAGGAUUCUUCGGCUCCAGUGUGCCUGGCCCCCCCGGCCCGCCUGGCUACCCGGGGAUUCCGGGCCCCAAGGGAGAGAGCAUCCGUGGCCAGCCCGGCCCUCCAGGACCUCAGGGACCCCCUGGCAUUGGCUACGAGGGACGCCAGGGGCCUCCUGGGCCCCCUGGACCCCCAGGGCCCCCAGGGCCCCCAGGGCCCCCUUCCUUUCCUGGCCCCUACAGGCAGACCAUCAGUGUUCCUGGCCCACCAGGCCCACCUGGGCCCCCAGGGCCCCCUGGAUCCAUGGGCACUUCUUCAGGGGUGAGGGUCUGGGCCACGUACCAGAUGCUGGUGGAGCAGGUGCUGCAAGUGCCGGAGGGCUGGCUCAUCUACGUGGCCGACAGGGAGGAGCUGUACGUCCGGGUCCGGAAUGGCUUCCGGAAGGUUCUGCUGGAGGCCCAUGUUCCCCUCCCCCAUGGGACGGACAACGAGGUGGCCGCCUUGCAGCCCCCCCUGGUGCAGCUGCAUGAGGGUAAUCCCUACCCCCGCCGGGAGGCCCCCCACCCGACAGCGCGGUCCUGGCGGGCGGACGACAUCCUGGCCAACCCCCCGCGCCUGCCGCACCCCCAGCCCUACCCCGGCGCCCCUCACCAUGGCGCCUACGCACACCUCCGGCCGGUGCCCCCUACGGCCUCGCCCUCCCACACCCACCACGACUUCCAGCCGGUGCUGCACCUGGUGGCGCUCAACAGCCCGCAGUCGGGCGGCCUGCGAGGCAUCCGCGGCGCCGACUUCCAGUGCUUCCAGCAGGCGCGCGCCGCGGGGCUGGCCGGUACCUUCCGCGCGUUCCUGUCCUCGCGGCUGCAGGACCUGUAUAGCAUCGUGCGCCGCGCAGACCGCGCCACUCUGCCAGUCGUCAACCUCAGGGACGAGGUGCUGUUUCCUAGCUGGGAGGCCUUGUUCUCAGGCUCCGAGGGCCAGCUGAAGCCCGGCGCCCGCAUCUUCUCCUUUGACGGCAGAGAUGUCCUCCAGCAUCCCGCCUGGCCCCAGAAGAGCGUGUGGCACGGCUCAGACCCCAGCGGGCGCCGGCUGACUGAGAGCUACUGCGAGACGUGGCGGACGGACACCAGGGCGGCCACGGGCCAGGCCUCCUCGCUGCUGGCGGGCCGGCUGCUGGAGCAGAAAGCCGCUGGGUGCCACAACGCCUUCAUCGUCCUCUGCAUCGAGAACAGCUUCAUGACCUCCUCCUCCAAGUAGGGCCUCUGCGGGCACCAUGGACAGGUGGACUGACGAACAGAGUGCCAGAGAGGAGCCAGGCGCCAGGCCGGAGGAGCAGAAUGCCCCCAGCCUGGGCAGAGAGCCUCUAUCGGCACCCCAGGGAGGGGACCUGGCUGGGACACUUGCCUGUAUGGUUCACGUUUCAUGUAAUCCUCAAGAAAUAAAAGGAAGCCAAAGAGUGUAUUUUUUAAAAAGUUUAAAA
Dama dama (fallow deer) is the source of this 5605-nucleotide messenger RNA. It is a transcript of the gene COL18A1, whose product is annotated as collagen type XVIII alpha 1 chain. The transcript has 41 exons. Gene Ontology annotation, cellular component: basement membrane. Bases 16 to 5382 code for a protein of 1788 amino acids. The record is from RefSeq and is a predicted model, not a curated record. NCBI's taxonomy places the organism in Eukaryota, Metazoa, Chordata, Mammalia, Artiodactyla, Cervidae. Gene Ontology annotation, molecular function: protein binding.